Molecule: messenger RNA, 8616 nt
Organism: Pelobates fuscus (common spadefoot toad)
Lineage: Eukaryota; Metazoa; Chordata; Amphibia; Anura; Pelobatidae
Gene: ASCC3
Product: activating signal cointegrator 1 complex subunit 3
Exons: 42
Coding region: 44-6754 (2236 amino acids)
Molecular function (GO): nucleic acid binding; ATP hydrolysis activity; ATP binding
Source: RefSeq, a predicted model, not a curated record
GGCUACUGACCAGGAAGCGAACAGCCGCACUGUAUAGAGCCAUAUGCGGCUCCAGAGCUGCGGAGUCUUGCAAGUUGGAGUAAAAUCUCAUUUUUCAUCAUAUGGAUCAGUGAAUAAGAAAGAGAUGGUUUUACCUCGUCUCACAGGAGCAUUGCGCUCCUUUUCAAAUGUCACCAGACAAGAUGAUUACAGAGGAGAAUCUGCAGACUUGAUGAACAAAAGAUCAAAAUUGCGUGAACAAGUUUUGGAGUCUGACCUUACUUGGAAGAAAAUAACUCAAUUUGUCACUGGCAUUGUGGACCAGAAGGAGCAUGAAGCAAUAAACGAGGGCCUCAAAGAAAUAUUACAGGCUGCAAAACUGAUAGUUGGAACUGACCAUGGACAGGAGGCGAUUGAAAGUGGAGCUGUGUUCCUGCUUAAGACCUUCUACGACAAGGAAAGUGUUGGUCAAAAAGAGACCAAGGCCAUCAAGCAAAUGUUUGGUCCAUUCCCAUCAACUUCUGCCACUGCAGCAUGCAACGCUGCAUCUAGAAUCGUUUCUCAGCUUUCUCAGGAUCAAGUUAACAGACUUGCAAAGUUGUUUCAAGAAAAUGGAGGUGAAGGCAGAAUGUUGUUUGGAAAUAACGUGGUGUUCUCUUUAGAAAUGUAUGAACUGGAAGCAGCUGAUGAUUUACCAAUCAAUGGCACAACUGAUAUUGAAGAUAGGCUAACCUUAGAUUUAGGAAAAUUCCAUGUUAACCACAUAGACCAAAGAAAAUAUGUUGACCAAACAAGGCACAAAACGAACGACAGUGGUGACGACAGCUCAUUUUUUCGGGAUGAAGUUGAGAGAUAUGUUCUUAAUUCUUUACAAAGUAACUCAGGAACUCCUACAGUAGAUGACCUUUGUGGUACUUUGUUUGAGAUGCUUGCAUCUGCAAAAAGCAAUGACGAGUUACAGAAUGAGUUAUUUGAACUCCUAGGGCCUGAAGGAUUAUCAUUUAUAGAAGUACUCCUGCAGCAGAGGCAAAGAAUUGUGGAUAUAUCCCUGUGCUGGUCCAGCGAUAACCAGCUGCACUUUUCCCAAGAACAGCGAAAAAGAAAUGCAGGCGACAUCCUAAAACCCAAUUAUGGCUGUCAAGUCACAGUUCAGUCUGAGCAGGAGAAACAGCUAAUGAAACAGUACCGGCGAGAAGAAAAACGGCAUGCCAAACGAGAAAAACGAGUAGGGGACGAUGGCGAGUUUUGUGGCGAAGUACCAAUGCCCUUUGAUCCAAAGGAACUGCGAAUGCAAAGAGAACAAGCUCUUUCCACUGUUAGACAAAUGCCUGUCUUGGGAAGAGAGAGAGACUGUUGGGAAAGAAUUCAAUAUCCAAAUGUUUAUGAUUCAUAUGCUGAAGCCAUGAAAACAUCUGCAUUUGUUGGUGGUGCAAAGCUUUUACUGCCAGAAGGCAUUCAAAGAGAAAACAAUAAAAUAUAUGAAGAAGUGAGAAUCCCUCCAACUGAACCAAUGCCUAUUGGGUUUGAAGAGAAACCGGUAUUCGUUAAAGACUUGGAUGAAAUUGGACAGCUAGUCUUCAAGGGGGUGAAGCGACUUAACCGCAUACAGUCGAUUGUUUUCGAGACUGCUUACAACACAAAUGAGAAUAUGCUUGUUUCUGCCCCUACUGGUGCUGGCAAAACCAACAUAGCCAUGCUGACUGUUCUACAUGAAAUUAGGCAAAAUAUCCAACAAGGGGUCAUUAAAAAGGAUGAGUUUAAGAUUGUGUAUGUAGCUCCUAUGAAGGCCUUGGCAGCUGAGAUGACAAAUUACUUCAGUAAGCGUCUAGAGCCAUUGGGUAUCACGGUGAAAGAGCUGACUGGUGAUAUGCAGUUGUCAAAAGGUGAAAUUCUACGAACCCAGAUGCUUGUUACCACCCCUGAGAAGUGGGAUGUUGUGACCAGAAAGAGUGUUGGCGAUGUAGCAUUGUCUCAGCUUGUAAGAUUGCUGAUAUUGGAUGAAGUGCACCUGCUUCAUGAAGAUAGAGGCCCUGUUUUGGAGAGCUUAGUAGCCCGUACAUUACGACAGGUGGAGUCUACGCAGAGUAUGAUCAGGAUUUUGGGACUUUCUGCAACUCUUCCCAAUUACCUUGAUGUGGCUAACUUUCUUCAUGUCAAUCCUUCUAUUGGACUUUUCUUCUUUGAUGCAAGAUUCAGGCCGGUGCCACUGGGACAAACCUUUAUUGGAAUUAAAUCUACUAACAAGACUCAGCAGCUCCAUGAUACAGAAGAGGUCUGUUAUGAAAAUGUUCUUAAGGAAAUUAAAGCUGGAAGACAGGUGAUGGUUUUUGUACACGCCAGAAAUUCCACCGUGAGGACAGCAAUGGCCUUGAGAGAACUAGCAAAAAACAAUGGGCACAUUUUAUAUUUUUUACCGAACCAAGGAUCUGCCUACGGUCAAGCUGAAAAACAGGUGCAAAGGUCUAGAAAUAAGCAGCUAAGAGAGUUGUUUCCAGAUGGAUUUAGUAUUCAUCAUGCAGGCAUGCUGCGGCAAGAUAGGAGUUUGGUGGAAAACCUCUUUUCUCAGGGACAUAUCAAAGUCCUGGUUUGUACGGCCACAUUAGCCUGGGGUGUCAAUCUCCCUGCACAUGCUGUUAUCAUUAAGGGAACCCAAAUAUAUGAUGCGAAGAGAGGCUCAUUUGUGGACCUGGGAAUUCUGGAUGUCAUGCAGAUAUUUGGAAGAGCUGGGCGUCCACAGUUUGACAAGUUUGGAGAAGGGACCAUCAUAACAACACAUGAAAAGCUUAGCCACUACCUGACUCUACUUACACAGCAAAAUCCAAUUGAAAGUCAGUUUCUCGAAAGCCUGGCAGACAAUAUGAAUGCAGAGAUUGCUCUUGGAACGGUCACUAAUGUGGAGGAAGCAGUGAAGUGGCUGAGUUACACGUAUCUCUUUGUGCGCAUGAGAACAAAUCCAUUGGUUUAUGGCAUCAGUUACAAGAUGUUGCAGAUGGAUCCUGCACUGGAGAAGCACAGGGAGCAGUUGGUUAUAGAAGUGGGGCGUAAGCUGGACAAAGCCCGCAUGAUUCGCUUUGAAGAAAGAACUGGAUUCUUUUCCUCCACAGACUUGGGCAGAACGUCAAGCCACUUCUACAUUAAAUAUAACACCAUAGAGACAUUUAAUGAAUUAUUUGAUGCCCACAAAACAGAAGGGGACAUUUUGGCCAUCGUGUCCAAAGCUGAAGAAUUUGAGCAGAUAAAGGUGCGUGAUGAAGAGAGCGAAGAAUUAGAGCACCUAAUUGACAAUUACUGUGAGUUGCCGGUGGCUGGUGGAGUGGAGAAUGGAUACGGAAAGAUAAAUAUUCUUCUUCAGACCUACAUUGGUAGAGGAGAAAUUGACAAUUUCUCUCUCAUUUCUGAUUCAGGAUAUGUUGCACAGAAUGCGGCUCGAAUAGUGAGAGCCCUUUUUGAAAUAGCCCUGAGAAAAAGAUGGCCUGCUAUGACCUACCGACUUCUAAAUCUCAGCAAAGUCAUUGAUAAGCGUCUGUGGGGGUGGGCUAGCCCUUUGCGGCAGUUCUCAAUUCUGCCACCAUCUGUUCUAUCAAAACUAGAGGAGAAGAAGCUUACAAUUGAUAAAAUGAAGGACAUGAGAAAAGAUGAAAUUGGUCACAUGCUACAUCAUGUGAACAUCGGGUUAAAGGUGAAACAGUGCGUCCAUCAAAUUCCAUCCAUCACAAUGGAAGCCACCAUCCAGCCAAUUACACGCACAGUCCUGAGAGUUCGACUGAGUAUCAAUCCUGACUUCAAAUGGAAUGAUCAGGUACAUGGAAGCGUCGGUGAGCCGUGGUGGAUUUGGGUUGAAGACCCAACUAAUGACCAUAUCUAUCAUUCAGAAUAUUUUUUGCUUCAAAAGAAACAGGUGGUCACCAAAGAACAGCAGCUCUUGGUGUUUACAAUACCAAUCUUUGAGCCAUUGCCUUCUCAAUACUACAUCCAAGCUGUGUCAGAUCGGUGGUUGGGAGCAGAAUCUGUUUGCAUCAUAAAUUUUCAACAUCUAAUUUUGCCAGAAAGACAUCCUCCGCACACAGAAUUGCUGGAUCUGCAGCCUCUGCCCAUCACAGCCCUUGGAUGUAGAGAAUAUGAAUCGUUGUAUAAAUUUACACACUUCAACCCAGUUCAGACACAGAUUUUUCACACACUCUAUCAUACAGACACCAACGUUCUACUUGGUGCCCCUACAGGAUCUGGAAAAACGGUUGCCGCUGAAUUGGCCAUCUUCAGAAUUUUCAACAGAUAUCCAACUUCUAAGGCAGUGUAUAUAGCGCCACUGAAGGCACUGGUACGUGAGAGGAUGGAGGACUGGAAAGUAAGAAUUGAAGAAAAACUUGGGAAGAAAGUUGUAGAACUGACAGGAGAUGUCACUCCAGAUAUGAGAGCAAUUGCAGAGGCUGACCUCAUCGUUACUACACCUGAGAAAUGGGACGGCAUAAGCAGGAGUUGGCAAAACAGGAGCUAUGUACAGAAAGUUGCCAUCCUGAUAAUUGAUGAAAUCCAUCUACUUGGGGAAGAGAGAGGUCCUGUACUAGAAGUCAUUGUGUCACGGACUAAUUUUAUUUCUUCGCACACCGAGAGAACUGUGAGAGUGGUCGGUCUGUCAACAGCACUUGCUAAUGCUAGAGAUUUAGCAGAUUGGCUGGGCAUUAAGCAGAUGGGUCUCUUUAAUUUCCGUCCAUCUGUGCGCCCAGUUCCAUUGGAGGUGCACAUUCAGGGCUUCCCAGGCCAACACUACUGUCCUCGAAUGGCCAGUAUGAACAAACCUGCCUUUCAGGCUAUAAGAAGCCAUUCACCUGCCAAACCUGUGCUUAUCUUUGUAUCAUCCAGACGACAGACUCGGCUCACUGCCUUGGAAUUAAUUGCAUUCUUAGCAACCGAAAAUGAUCCUAAACAAUGGCUCAAUAUGGAUGAAAGAGAGAUGAAUGCCAUUAUUGGGACAGUAAAAGAUUCCAAUCUAAAGUUGACACUUGCCUUUGGAAUCGGCAUGCACCAUGCAGGAUUACAUGAGAGAGAUCGCAGAACAGUGGAGGAACUCUUCGUCAAUUGCAAAAUCCAAGUUCUUAUUGCAACCAGCACGUUGGCCUGGGGUGUGAAUUUUCCUGCUCACUUAGUAAUCGUUAAAGGUACUGAAUAUUAUGACGGAAAAACAAGGCGCUACGUGGAUUAUCCUAUUACAGAUGUACUUCAGAUGAUGGGGCGUGCAGGUAGACCUCAGUUUGAUGACCAAGGGAAAGCAGUCAUUCUAGUCCAUGACACAAAGAAAGAUUUUUACAAGAAGUUUCUCUACGAACCAUUCCCUGUUGAAUCCAGCUUGUUGGAGGUACUGUCAGAUCAUUUAAAUGCAGAGAUUGCAGCUGGAACCAUUACAUCAAAGCAAGAUGCCAUGGACUACAUUACAUGGACAUACUUCUUCCGUCGACUUAUGAUGAACCCAACCUAUUACAACUUGGAAGAUGUUGGCCAUGAAACGAUGAACAAGUUCCUUUCAAAUCUUGUGGAGAAGUCCCUUAUUGAUCUGGAGUGCUCAUACUGCAUAGAGAUAGCAGAGGAUAACCGUACGAUACAGCCUCAAACCUAUGGGCGUAUCGCUUCCUAUUAUUAUCUGAAGCACCAAACAGUUCGGAUGUUUAAGGAGCGGUUGAAACCGGAUUGCAGCGUGGAAGACUUGCUAUCAGUUCUGACUGAUGCUGAAGAAUACGCAGAACUCCCAGUCCGGCACAAUGAGGACCAGAUGAACAGUGAGUUGGCCAAAAACCUUCCUAUUGAAGUCAAUCCUCAUUCAAUGGACAGUGCACACACAAAGGCACAUCUACUACUGCAAGCCCACUUUUCUAGGGCUGUGUUACCCUGUCCUGAUUAUGGUACGGAUACCAAAACCGUGUUGGAUCAAGCCAUCAGAAUAUGUCAGGCCAUGCUGGAUGUUGCAGCAAACCAUGGUUGGAUUGUCACAGCAUUAAAUAUUACUAAUCUGGUACAAAUGGUAAUUCAAGCACGAUGGGUGCAUGAUUCUUCCCUGCUAACUCUACCCAAUAUUGAGGCACACCAUCUUCAUCUGUUCAGCAAAUGGAAUCAAAGGAAAGGAAAAAAGGAUUCUAGAGAAUUCACUGGUCCGAUCGAAUGUCUUCCAGAAUUGAUUGCUGCAUGCGAAAGAAAGGAAGAUGUCUUCACUAGCAUUAUUGAGCGUGAUUUACAGCGCGCACAUAUUUCACAGGCUUGGGACUAUGUCUCUAAUCUUCCAGUGAUUGACGUUAGUUUGCGCAUUAAAGGAUGCUGGGAUGCAGCAGUACAUCCUGAAAAUGAAUUGUCCAUUCCUACCGUAUUCCCUGGCAUGCAAGAAAGGAUGUGGACUGACUUACAUGCUGACCAAGAAUAUGUUCUCCAAAUCAGCCUGCAGAGAAUCCGUGCAGGAUCCAGGAAGGGAAGACAAGAUAGCAAAGCCAUUGCCCCUAUGUUUCCAAAGGCCAAGGAUGAAGGCUGGUUUUUAAUCCUAGGAGAGGCAGACAAAAAGGAGCUUCUAGCUCUCAAAAGAGUUGGAUAUGUCCGGAACCGAAAUAUGGUUUCCUUGGCAUUUUACACUCCAGAAAUUACAGGAAGGUAUAUCUACACAUUGUAUCUGAUGAGUGACAGUUACCUUGGCAUGGACCAACAGUACAACAUUAAUCUAAACAUCAUUCAUGCUAGUAUAUCAGCACAAGUAAACUCUGAGGUUUCGGGUGCCCUAGAUGGCCUGACCUUGAAGUAACCCGAUCUUCCAAGUGCUACUGCUACAGGGUUAUUUGUAAGGACAGCUGUUAAAUCAUUCAGGGCUACAAGGAAAUGGCUCAACACUUUAUUCAUAGGAAUCAACUUUCAACCUCAACACACUUAAGAGUUUCAAUGGGUUCACUUGGAUGCCUUUGUAAAACAAAUUAUCACAUGGGCCUUAUAGAUGUUGCCUUUUGUAAUUAAUAUGUAUGACCUGUUGGUGCAAUUCUAGGACAUUUCACAGCACAAUGAGUUUACUUGUUUAAAGGACUUUUAUUUUUGGUGGAUCAAACAAGGCAAGAGAAAGGCUGAACUUUUGCCGAUUCCCAGUGACUGAUUGGUACUGGAAUAUGAUUUUCUAUGUUGAUUUAAUUUAAAAUGUGUCAAAUAUAACUUGAACAUAUGCCUUUAGGUUAUGUAUACAACAGGUUGAGAAAAUGUUUUCAAUAAUAAGAAGAAUUACAAAUGGCUAAUUAAACUAAUUAACAUAUUCUCCAUGAGGGAUGUGAGAAAUCGGUUUACAUGAGAGAUGUAAAGAAAAAUUGACAGUGUUUCCAAACACAUUGUUCACAGUUCCUGUAGAUUGAGUCAUGCCUCUUUUCACCAUAAGGCAAAACACUCAUUAAUUUGCAGUGCGUUACUGUCUAGUUGUUUUGUUUAUUUUCAAAACAUUACAUCAAAACGGAAGUACAAUUAUUAACCUUUUUACACGACCUUACUCUUCACUUUCUCCUACUGUAACUGAAAGACAAAGUUUUUACUAAAAUGUUCCAAUUUGCAUAUUUUGUCCUCAAAUGCCAAAUUCUAUUUAAAUUCGGUUUGCAUUGCCGACACUUCACUCUUUGCUGAAUAACUGUGUAAGAGUGUCUGUUAGUUUUCACAUCAGUGAAUAUUUGCCUGUCAAUGGAAAUCAAUGCAACAAAAAAACAAACAAAAAUUAGACAUGUGCGAUAUGAACCAUAUAGUCUAUGGGACAUAAUUUUUCAUUAAUAUGGGGAUUAUUUUCUACGAUGUUACUUGUGAUGAACUCGAAACUGAAUUGCAAUAUGUUGGAAGAAAGAGUAGAUGUGGAGCAUUUAUUUUACCACAGCUAUUUUAGCAUGACAUUUUACACUCUAGUUCAAACCAUAAAUGGUUACCCAUUUCUCUCUUAACCCCUUAAGGACACAUGACAUGUUUGACAUGUCAUGAUUCCCUUUUAUUCCAGAACUUUGGUCCUUAAGGGGUUAAAGGAAUACGUCCAUGCUACUGCAGGUUACCAUAGUGGUUAUAGUGCCAGGAGUGACCUGGCACCCCCACUCUUACCAUUUUAGAGCGGUUUGACUUAUACCUGGAAUCUGCGGGAUUCCUCUCCCUGCCUCCACUACAUCACAUAGAAAGCCAGAAGUUUGUGCUCCCAGCUCUCUGGCUAAUGAAAGGGAGGCAGGAGUGGUGCAUGGCGGACUCCAUGUAAGAAGUCAUAACAUUCUAAAUUGGUUUAACUACUUACAAUGAGGGGAUGCCAGAACACUCCUGGCACCAUAAUCACUACCUCUCUCUGUAGUGUUUGUUACUUGGAGUGUUCCUGCAAGCGUGUGGCAUGUCUGACAGUUAUGAGAAUUGUGCUAUUGCAAUAUUUUGCGUGUGAUAACUUGCACCAACUAAACCGACCUUGACAAGACAUGGACUAUCAUCAUAUAUUGUAAACGCUGGCAUUACACCGUUUCCUGUUUUUCAGGCUUGCCAAAAUAAAACUUCACAGUGAUAUAAAUGUAUCUUCUGAAUGUAGACUUGUUUAUUGCCGUUCUGCUCGUUAAUUGCUCUUCCACGAUACUCAUUGUAAAACAAUAAUAAAAAAUAUGUUUCUGGUUUGACUCAGCA